Messenger RNA from Drosophila kikkawai, 1291 nucleotides. RefSeq names its product phosphoglycerate mutase 2. The record is from RefSeq and is a predicted model, not a curated record. Gene Ontology annotation, biological process: glycolytic process. Gene Ontology annotation, molecular function: intramolecular phosphotransferase activity. Lineage: Eukaryota; Metazoa; Arthropoda; Insecta; Diptera; Drosophilidae.
GUUCAUUUUAACUCAGUGUUAUUGCACAACAACAACGGCAGGCACAAAAAUUUCAGUUAAUAUUGAUUUUCCCCAGUCCCGAUCCCAAAUUGAGCGUAAAACCAAGCAAUCAGCUGUUGACGUCGAAGCGUCGAAACAACUGCGACGCGAUAUAAUUGUUUUGCCAACAAGAAUCGGGCUUAGUGCGAGGUGGCAUCCGAAAGAUACAGGAACGAAACGGAUCGGAGCAAGGCGGCAGCGACAGCGACAGCAUCUCGGAUAGGCAGGAAGAGCAGGAACUCGGCGGGCGGCAUGGUCUUCUUCAAGUUGCUGAAGAGCAAACUAUCCCAAUUCAUGACGAAGACGAAUCGCUUGGUGGUGUUGCGGCAUGGCGAAAGCACUUUCAACAUAGAGAACAAGUUCUGCGGCUGGCACGAUGCCCCAUUAAGCGAGUUCGGCAUCCAAGAGGCUCUGACGGUGGCCAUUCCUGCCAUCCUUCAGUCGCAGCUGGAGUUCGAUGUCGUCUACACUUCGGUACUGAGCAGAUCCCGCCAGACCGCCGAACUGAUCCUAAGCAAAACCAACUGUGCCUAUGUGCCCAUCAAGGAGGACUGGCGUCUAUGUGAGCGACAUUACGGCAACCUGACCGGUCACAACAAACGGGACAUAGCCAAUCAGCAUGGAGAGGACCAGGUGCAGGAAUGGCGGCGUGGCUAUGAUGGCAUCCCACCGCCCAUUGAGGAAAACAACCGCUACUACUACACCAUUUGGAGCAACCCUAUUUACGACGUGAUUCCACCUGGUCAGUUUCCGUUUUCAGAGUCCCUGCACAUGUGCGUUGACCGGGUGAAACCCGUCUGGACUGAGGUCAAGCAGGAGGUGCUGAAAGGCUCUCGAGUGCUGAUGUGUGUCCAUGGAACAGUGGCCCGGGCUCUUGUCCAGCAUAUCGAAGGCAUCUCGAAUGAGGGCAUUGAAAAGGUCAACAUUCCAAACUGCGUUCCACGCGUCUACGAGUUUGACUUGAAUACGGGAGGCUUGGUUGGUGCCGCUAUAAACCUGGGAGAUCCGGAGUAUAUACGUCGGAAAACAGCCCAGGUGGCGGCCAUCGGUGACUGAUAGCGGGACACUCCGUUUGACUAGGACUUACAACAUAAACAUAUAGUACAGUGUAUUAUAGUCUUCCCCUGUAACAAAGUUAUGUUGCCUCUGCUGUUUGAGGUCAGGGGGGCAUGACUGUUAAGGAUAUUGUAACAUUAAUUUAUUAUUAACCCAUCAGAUAUUUUUGGCCAAAAAUAUACAAUUUAUUCUUUAA